Molecule: messenger RNA, 977 nt
Organism: Drosophila albomicans
Lineage: Eukaryota; Metazoa; Arthropoda; Insecta; Diptera; Drosophilidae
Gene: eEF1delta
Product: probable elongation factor 1-delta
Exons: 3
Coding region: 91-861 (256 amino acids)
Biological process (GO): translational elongation
Cellular component (GO): eukaryotic translation elongation factor 1 complex; cytosol
Molecular function (GO): guanyl-nucleotide exchange factor activity; translation elongation factor activity
Source: RefSeq, a predicted model, not a curated record
AAGAAGUGCAACAAGCACCGAUACACUUAUUCUUGGUGCCGAACGUCUGUGGAGCGGUGUUUUUAUAUCUCUUUUUAUAUAUUUUAAAAUAUGCGCGUGGAAGCUUUGGAAAAAGUCUGGGUGGAUAAGGCCCGCUACGAUAAUGCAGAAAAACUGUACUAUGAAAAGUUAUCCGACGUCGCGAAGCCAAAUAGCUGCAGUUUAGUAACAGAAAUUGCAAAAGCCAGGGAGCACUUACAAAAUACUUUGGAAAAGAUUGAUGGCAUCAAAGUCGAACCAUGCGCGAACACUGAAGUUUUGAGCCGACUUGCAGCUCUGGAAGCGACUACCAAGGAAUAUCAGGGAAUAUUCCAGGCCAUCUUAAGUCGUGUCUCCCAAUUAGAGAACCAACUGUCAAGUAACAAAGUCAACUCUUCCGCCCCCGUCUCUAAUGCUGAUGCCAAUGCUAAAGUCAGUGCAAAGGCUGAUGACGAUGAUGAUGAUGUAGACUUGUUCGGCUCAGAUAGCGAUGAAGAAGACGAAGAGCAUGCUCGAAUUCGCGAAGAACGCUUGACCAAAUAUGCCGAGAAGAAGGCAACUAAAACCGCAAUUAUUGCCAAGUCAAGCAUACUGCUAGAUGUAAAGCCAUGGGACGAUGAAAUCGACCUAAAGGUUAUGGAAGCCGAGAUUCGCAAAAUUACUCUAGAUGGCUUGCUUUGGGGAGCCUCGAAAUUUGUGCCGGUUGCCUUUGGUAUUCAAAAGGUAGUCAUCUCAUGCGUUGUGGAGGAUGAGAAGGUUUCCAUUGACUGGCUUACCGAAGAAAUUGAGAAAAUUGAAGAGUUAGUGCAGAGCGUUGAUAUUGCUGCAUUUAACAAAAUCUAAAUUUUAGUUUCAAAUGAUUUUCAAAUUUACGAAUGGAGUGUACUAGAAUGUGUAAAAUAAUGCCCAACACGAAAAAAUAAAAGGGUUCUUUUUUAUAUGCGUUUGCACGAAAAUAA